AUGCGGACAUCAAGCUGCUUCGUACCAACGCGUCAGCAGUUAGCUACGACAACAGUCAGUCUGAAGAGGAUCAACGUCGCCAUCGCACGUCUUCACGGCAUUUCCACGUCGCCGUCGUCGUUAGCGCAAGCCUCUGAGUUCGAGGGAAUCUCUACCAUCCGGAACACAGUCACCUCAUCAGUUGCCAACGUCCCUGCAAUCAUCAAACUUCAUCUCCAAGGAGUUUCGGCACGCGAAAUCCACCAGCGUCUUGGUGUACAUUGCAAUGUCAUCUAUAGGACCAGUGAAGGCUACAGGGAGCUAGGAACCGAAGACGACCGAUCCGGAAGAGGAAGGCGUGCCAUCGUCGCUACCACGGGAAAUAUAAGGAAGGCGUACAAGAAAAAUAAGUGUCAAAAACUCACCGAUGUUAAGAAAGAAAAGAAGGAAAAGAAAACAUUCUGA
Molecule: messenger RNA, 444 nt
Organism: Haemonchus placei
Lineage: Eukaryota; Metazoa; Nematoda; Chromadorea; Rhabditida; Trichostrongylidae
Source: the annotation of a GenBank genome assembly